GCAGAGGCUGAUCUUUGCAGGCAAGCAGCUGGAAGGUGGCCGCACCCUGUCUGACUACAACAUCCAGAAAGAGUCCACCCUGCACCUGGUCCUGUGCCUGAGGGGUGGCAUGCAGAUCUUUGUGAAGACCCUGACUGGCAAGACCAUCACCCUGGAGGUGGAGCCCAGUGAAACCAUCGAGAAUGUCAAGGCCAAGAUCCAGGAUAAGGAAGGCAUCCCUCCCGAACAGCAGAGGCUGAUUUUUGCAGGCAAGCAGCUGGAAGAUGGCCGCACCCUGUUUGACUACAACAUCCAGAAGGAGUCCACCCUGCACCUGGUCCUGCGCCUGAGGGGUGGUGUCUAAGUUCUCCCCCUCAAGCUUUCAGCACAUUUCAGCACACUUUUCUUUCAAUAAAGUUCUUGCAUCCCC
Ochotona princeps (American pika) is the source of this 409-nucleotide messenger RNA. RefSeq names its product ubiquitin-like. Lineage: Eukaryota; Metazoa; Chordata; Mammalia; Lagomorpha; Ochotonidae. Gene Ontology annotation, cellular component: cytoplasm; nucleus. The transcript has a single exon. Gene Ontology annotation, biological process: modification-dependent protein catabolic process; protein ubiquitination. Gene Ontology annotation, molecular function: protein tag activity; ubiquitin protein ligase binding. The record is from RefSeq and is a predicted model, not a curated record. The coding region runs from base 110 to 343 and encodes 77 amino acids.